This is a messenger RNA of Dunckerocampus dactyliophorus (ringed pipefish), 4207 nucleotides long. RefSeq names its product Krueppel-like factor 6. The coding region runs from base 150 to 1001 and encodes 283 amino acids. Lineage: Eukaryota; Metazoa; Chordata; Actinopteri; Syngnathiformes; Syngnathidae. The record is from RefSeq and is a predicted model, not a curated record. The transcript is spliced from 4 exons. Gene Ontology annotation, molecular function: RNA polymerase II cis-regulatory region sequence-specific DNA binding; DNA-binding transcription factor activity, RNA polymerase II-specific. Gene Ontology annotation, biological process: regulation of transcription by RNA polymerase II.
UAGGGUGAGUUCAGAGGAGCUUACAGACUGGAGCAGACCUCUUUCAGUCGUACUUCAGUUUUCCACUCGUCGUAGUCAGUGUGCUCUCUAGAAACUCCAUUGGGAGCGCGCACUCUGUCCAUACAUGCUGACACUUGUCCGCUGGUGAGAUGGACGUCAUUCCUAUGUGCAGCAUCUUCCAGGAGCUCCAGAUCGUGCAUGACACCGGAUACUUUUCAGCUCUACCGUCACUGGAGGAGUACUGGCAGCAGACAUGUUUGGAGCUGGAGCGCUACCUCCAGAGCGAGCCGUACGUGUCUGCUUCAGAGCUCAAGUUUGAGAGUCAGGAGGACUUGUGGAGCAAGCUGAUGUUGGCAUGCGGCGACAAGAACGCCGACCCCAAGCUCAUCAAGGAGGAGGACGACCACCAGCACCUGGACGUGGGCUGCUUCCACUCGGAUGCCAGCAGCGAGGCGUCGGACAGCUCCGAGGAGCUCUCCCCCGCCCUUGACUUCCCCUCAGGUUCCUUGGCGGACAUUCUGGGCGACGGCGCAGAGGAAUUGAGCGCCACCGUCAUUGGCACGCCGCCGUCCUCCCCCGAGCUGGCCAAGGAAGGCUCGCCGGGGCAGGCGUGGGCCGGCAUACAAACUGUGCUGCAUGCUGCCGGGAAAGGCAGGACGGGUGGUGGCGGCGGAGGAGGCGGCGGUGGCUUGGAGAGGGCGGGGCUCACCAGUGGGGAGGCGUCGCCUGAUGGGAGGAGGCGUGUCCACAGGUGUCUGUUCAACGGAUGCAGGAAGGUGUACACCAAGAGCUCGCACCUGAAGGCACACCAGCGCACGCACACAGGUGAGAAGCCGUACAGGUGCUCGUGGGAAGGCUGCGAGUGGCGUUUUGCGCGAAGCGACGAGCUGACGCGUCACUUCAGGAAGCACACUGGAGCCAAGCCAUUCAAAUGCAGCCACUGCGACAGGUGUUUUUCCCGCUCUGACCACCUGGCGCUGCAUAUGAAGCGCCACAUCUAAGGUGCCGUCGGCGUGGAAGGCCCUGUGGGAUGAAUCGGGCGGAUGUUUCCUGACCUGUGCGGCAUCAGCGAGGCCGGCGUGUCCCCCCGCCCACAUGGGGGGGCGGGACCGCGGCGUUCCACUCAGUGGAAAAGCAGGAAGGAAGAGAAGAAGUCAAGGCAGGCUAUCAUUUGCACCGUGCUCAGUGCCUCGCUGUGGAGACGGCUCUUGAACGAUGUAGUGAGGACGGGAAGAAAUUCUUCUGUAUGGCUUUUUUAUUCCCCCCCCCUCCCCACCAUGGAGGAUUAUGGGAGUGUUGCAGGUGGGGGGUGUGCGUGUGUUUGGACUGUGAUGGAUGCCUGCCAUGGAGCGUGCAUGUGGACGUGCGCGUGAAUGCCGUCUAUUGUCUGCGAGUGAAUGCAGAGAGAAAGCAUAGGAGGGAGGGGCUUGUUUGUUUGGUUGCAAAAAAAAAAGUGUCUCCCCCCCACCCCUCGGCCUGGAGGUGAAACUACAGCUCCUUGCUUAUUUUGAAAAAGAAAAAAAAAAGAGGCAAAAGGUGUUUUUUUUUAAGUGCAGCUAAUAAAUGUGCAAUGUAUAACGUAGUCUGAAAACAUACACACUAUAAAGCUCAUUUUGUCAUCCGUGCCAUGACACACAAACUAUGUACACUCGCAGUGACACCACGUUUUUUUUACUCAUGAAAAACUGUCGCUUUUUGGGGCACGUUUUAACGACGACUGCGAGCCUGGAAAUGAUUGAAUACAACAAUAUACUUGACAACCAAUGUUUGAGCACGGCUUGGUGGGGGUCUCUACUAGACGUGUGCUCGUACACGCACGCAAAUAAGUGUAUUACCUUUUUUUUUUUUUAAAUCUGAAACUUUAAAAUGUAAAAAAAAAAAAAAGUUUAUCUUCUGCAGUUGGCAUCUUAACUCUUGUUUUUUUUUUUUGUUUUUUUUUUGAAGAACAAACUUGUCGGUUUGGUUUUUUCGGGAGGAUGCGAACUACUAAACUACUUCGUACUAUUGGACUUGUGCAAUGUCACCUUAUUGCUAAGCAUAAUUGGCCUCCAAAAUACUACGUCAUUAAUAUGACUAGCACUUUUUACUUGGAAAAUGCAAUAUUUUCGACAAAAAAACAUGAAUUAAUUAACCCUCUAAGCCACAUGUGUAAAACUCGUGCCAUCGAGGUCCGAGACACUGCAGGUUUUCUCUCUCCAACCAGUUUUUCCAGCAGGUGAUUCAAUUCAUGAGCUCCUUCCCUCAAAUUGAAGGUGGUGGUGGUCAUUAAAAUCACCUGCUUUUGUAAGCAGCUGGAAAGAAAACCUGUGGUGUCUCCAUGGAGUUUGACACGCCUCCUCUAAGCCUCUUUCGUACAGAAAUCCUGCAAAAUUGACGCAUCAGAGCCGUAACAGAAGAUCUCACAUUUUUUCAUCUGUGCAUGUUAUCAUAGUAUCACCAUAUCCGUUCCAAUUCUAUGAAAAUACAGUAGAUUCUUGCUUUUGGGGGAGGGGGUUACAAUCUGGGACCAGCAGCGAAUAUCAAAUAAGUGACUAAUUGAGACGGCCAUAAACACUUCUAGCCUGACGUUCUCCUUUCUCGAUUUUGGGUCAACAUUUGCAAUAAAAGUGACUUGUAAUUAUCAGAUUAGAUUCAGCUUCAGAAGCCUCCCCUUCUGUCUUCAAUUGCUUGAUUCAUUGUUCAGUAGCAACACAAUUCAGGGUUGUGCCGUAAAUAGGCCUCACACGUACUUACAGCAUAAAAUGUCUAGGUACUCACUACUAAUGAGUGAUAAUGUAAGAUGAUCAAUGACCGUUGAAAGCUGGUGGUUCUGUAGCCAAACGAACACAACUACGGCACGUUACAGGGUUGCCGAAACAAGUGCGACAUCCCAGCGCAUGAUGAAAAAACAUCAGUGAUGCGUAAAGACACAAAUGUAAAAAUUGUGGGCUUUAACAGUGGUACAUGUAUGCUGUACAUUUGACCUGUAUUACAUAUUUGUACAUUCUUACCGACUUAGGGUGAAUGAGAUACAUUUUCUGCAUUAAAAAAUACCAGCCUAUUUUCGGUGGAAAAAAAAUUGAAAUACAAUUAUUUUUUGACCAAAAAAUGAACAAAUUUGCAGGGCCAUAAAUGCUGAAUCUGAAUUAGCACUGUAGUCCCGGUACUACAGUCAUACUACACCACUAAUGUGUCCCACAUGAUUUUUGGGUAUCGCCAACUAGUGGACUGGCAUGCAUGCUACACUUUUUUCCCUCAUAAUUGGGAUCAGUUUUGUUCAAUUUCUGAUGAGAAUUGAUCAUUUUUGAUCAAGUGUACAUUUACUCUCACAGUCACAUGACUUUUGGUGACUUUUUUUCCAAACGUUUCCCAGAGAGAAAGUCUCAGUUUGUGGUUGUCAUGUAAACGUCUGGUUGCAUGGGGGGAAGGGUGUAAAAGAGCAGCUACCUUCAUCUUGUAGAAGAUGAUGUAUGUUUGGGAAUACCACUUAUGUUGCUUGGCAAGUGUCUUCAUGGCGGCUUCCUUUUUUUGUUUCCUUUUAGUUUAUUUUUGUUGUAAAUGCACUGUUGACCUUACUGAUGCCUUAUGUAAGUGGCCUUGUCCUCUUCUACAUACAACACACACACACACACACAGAAUAGCUUUACACCAUACAUUUCCUUUUGACCCCGCCACAAUAAAACAACAUAACGACAGACAUGUUUUAUAUUUGUUGUUUUGAGUCAUGUGAUGCAGUGGGCUGUGCAGGUUUACUACCGUGUAGUGAACGUGAUUGUCGUCCUGCCUGAGGAUUUAUUGAUGAGGUGUGAGUCAGCGUCUCGGCCACCAGACAACCGGCUUGACCGGUUUAAGCGCUGACACAAAGAACGUGGCGACACGCAGCCUUCUUGUCGCAACAUUUGUUUUUGGGGGUUUUUUACACUGAGAGCUUGACAAUUUUAUAACAAGGUUCUAUAUCCAAAGGGGACCAAAAUGUGGCUGUUGUUUCAAAUAAUAAUAAUAAAUUGCUUGUGUUCCAUCUCUCAUCAUCCUUGUAGAAAAAAACAUGUUGAACUUUCCUGAGGCUAGAAUAUCCAAGUAUUAUUUUUUUAUUUGCCAUGUGACUUGUUUGUGUCAAACAUGCCAGAAGCUUCAUUUUUUUUUCCUUUGUUGCCAUAACGUUUCGUUUUGUCUUUUAUGUAUGAAUGUAUUUUCUAUGGGAAAGUCCAUAAAAAAAGCUUUUAUUGGA